UUGCCUUGGGGCCGAAAUGACUUGGAGAGCUGCAGACGAGCACUAAAACAUUUUAUGGGAAAGAAGUCAGGCAAAGUGGAGCAGACGCAUCAGGAGUGGAAACUGAACUGACACUCAUACUUUGAAAAGAGAGACAAGGAGUCUACGCUUCCUGCCAUAACAGGCUAUCUGGUGAAGAACCGAGGAUGACAGAGGCCCCUGCACCCACACUGGGGACUCCAGAGGCCAGCUCAUCUAUGCUCAGCCCAGGUCAGAACACUGUCCCUGUGAUGGAGGACGAAGCGGAGGAGCACUGUCUGGAGCAAGUCCAGUCUAUGGUGGUGGGCGAGGUGCUGAGUGACGUCAACGAGGCUUGCAAGCUGCUCAACAUUGCACCAGACCCUCUAGACUGGAGCUGCAUGCACGUUUACAAGUGGCUGCUGUGGACUGAGCACCUGUACAAACUGCCACAGAUCAGCCUGCUCUUCAAUGAGCUGAACGGGAGGGAGCUAUGCUCUCUGACAGACACCGACUUCAGACAACGCUCCUCACAGUAUGGAGACAUGCUCUAUGCUCAUCUUGACAUCUGGAGAUCAGCUGCAGCAAUGAAGGAGCAGUGUCCACCAGAAGCAAAGUUUGCAAAUGACAACUCGUGGUGCAACUACUCGAGUCAGCCCAUCCACUUGUGGCAGUUCCUCCGAGACCUGCUCCUCAAGCCACAUAACUACAGCCGCUGUAUCCGCUGGCUCAACAAAGAGAAAGGAAUUUUCAAAAUUGAAGACUCGGCGUAUGUGGCCAGGCUAUGGGGCAUCAGGAAAAACCGUCCAGCAAUGAACUACGAUAAACUGAGUCGCUCUAUACGUCAGUACUACAAGAAGGGCAUCAUCCGAAAACCUGAAGUGUCUCGCAGACUGGUCUACCAGUUUGUUAUCCCAGUAUGAGCAAGAAUGACUUAGCCUGUCGGACGCAAAGAUGCCGAAGGAUGAAAAUGAAGAUAUGAUGGACAUACGCCGAGGAAACUGACAAACACGGGAGCUCCUUCAUGUAUUCGCUCUUUUAUUUCAAUUGUAAAGCCUGACUGACAAAAUGUGCACUUCUGCCUUAUAUAAUCUCUGGUAAAAGAUGAAUUCAUUUUUAAAUGUAUAUUUUGCUUCCAGUUUUUAAAUAAAUUAUUAGGUUGAGGGAAGAGAAAUAUUACAAUUAACGUUGUUCCAAUGAAAGGGACUAAAAACUGUUUUCUUGGUUCAUCAUGCAUGAGGAAUUUUGAGUUUUGGAAGGCAGAAGUAAAAUCUUUACUAGUUGCCAGGCAACUGCUAAAAACAAUUAGAGCUCCUCUACAUUUAUGAUAAAGAAGAAGGUGGCGGCUAAUUUGACACAUUAUUUUUCAUUUUUAGCUUUCUUGAGUACUUCUUAGGUGCAGGGUAGAGUGGUCGCAACAGCUUCGAACACAUAACACAGCACCGGUGAAACGCUCUAAAUCAGUGGUGUCAAAGUCAAGACCCGCAAAUUAAUUAUCUAUGGCCCACGGUAUGAUUUUUGAUUAGUAUUAGAACCGGCCCGCAGGUCACAGUCGCUUGCUGCUAUUUUGCACGCACUAAUACUCCAUCAGUGUUGGCGCUAGGAAUUUCCCAGAGACCCCAUUAGGUCAUAAAAGUGGGAUCCCCCAGUAAAUCUUUGUGGUCCCACUUUUUUGUAAGGAUUUUGAAAACCAAUCAUAAAUGUAUGCAUUAUCCUGUUAGAGCUCACAUUCUAUAUUGUGUUUUGGAAAAGGGUUGUCAUAAAUGUUACUUAAUUUGGAAAAAAAAUACAAAAGAAAACAAUUUUUUUAUGCAUAUGUAAAUUUAUUGAGUUAUAAACAUUCAUUCAUAUUCUUCUUUCCUUCAUGGAUCAAAAC
This is a messenger RNA of Nerophis ophidion (straightnose pipefish), 1873 nucleotides long. RefSeq names its product SAM pointed domain-containing Ets transcription factor-like. The transcript has 6 exons. NCBI's taxonomy places the organism in Eukaryota, Metazoa, Chordata, Actinopteri, Syngnathiformes, Syngnathidae. Gene Ontology annotation, biological process: regulation of transcription by RNA polymerase II; cell differentiation. The record is from RefSeq and is a predicted model, not a curated record. Gene Ontology annotation, molecular function: sequence-specific DNA binding; DNA-binding transcription factor activity, RNA polymerase II-specific. Gene Ontology annotation, cellular component: nucleus. The coding region runs from base 186 to 920 and encodes 244 amino acids.